Molecule: messenger RNA, 2935 nt
Organism: Ilex paraguariensis (yerba mate)
Lineage: Eukaryota; Viridiplantae; Streptophyta; Magnoliopsida; Aquifoliales; Aquifoliaceae
Source: the annotation of a GenBank genome assembly
ACCUCCUAUUUCUAUGGCCACACUUGAGGACUUUUAAGUUUUAACACUUCCCACCCCCCAGCUUCCUUUCUUGGUUGGUCAGUGCCCUCUCUUUCUCUCUCUCUCUCUCUCUCCUCUUUUGUUUCCUGCCUGCUUCUCAUUUCCACCUAUCGCAUCUCAUCCACAUGGUUUCUUCCUCCCACCUUCUGAAUUUGCAGGUCGGUCUUUUUAAAUUCCUUAAAGAACUUCUCCUCGUUUUAUUUACUACAAGAAAUUACGUAUAUGAGUAUCUUUUCUUAUUCAAAUUAACCUUUAUUUACACUACCCACCCCCCCUGUUCCCUUUAUCAUUCAUUGCCUUUAUAACUCCCCUUCCUCUCGCCCACCGUUUUCAUUCUCUAUCCUCAACACCACAACACCCAAAAACCCAGUUUCAGAGGGGGUGAACAGAGAUGACUUUCCAUAGAUCGUACCUUUCCAUGGCUACCCUUUUGUUGUUCGCCUUCUUUGUCUUGUCAUCGGCGCUCGAUAUGUCGAUCAUCAGCUACGACGAACACCACGGCGAGAAAUCUUUUUCGUACUUGAGGACAGACGGUGAGGUCAUGACGAUGUACGAGUCGUGGCUUGUGAAGCACGGCAAGGUGUACAACGCCUUGGGAGAGAAAGAGAGGAGGUUUCAGAUCUUUAAAGACAACCUCCGAUUCAUCGAUAACCACAAUAACGCCGGCGAGAAAGCGACGUAUACUCUCGGUCUGAACCGGUUUGCCGAUCUGACUAACGACGAGUACCGGUCCGUGUACUUGGGAGUCAAGCCCCGUACCAAACGGAUCUUGUCGAGGACGAAGGUGAUAAGCGAUCGGUACACUCUCAAAGUCGGUGAGAGCUUACCGGAUUCCGUCGAUUGGAGAACCAAAGGUGCCGUCGGGCCGGUCAAAGAUCAAGGAAGCUGUGGGAGUUGUUGGGCUUUUUCAACAAUUGGUGCUGUGGAAGGGAUAAACCAGAUUGUCACUGGGGAUAUGAUCCCUCUGUCAGAGCAAGAGUUGGUGGACUGUGAUACUUCUUAUAAUGAAGGAUGCAAUGGUGGCCUCAUGGACUAUGCUUUUCAGUUCAUUAUCGACAAUGGUGGCAUUGACUCUGAAGAGGACUACCCCUAUAAAGGCAGGGAUGGCAGAUGCGACCAGUACAGGAAAAAUGCAAAGGUUGUUGCAAUUGAUGGUUAUGAAGAUGUCACUCCAAAUAGCGAGAAGGCAUUGAAAAAGGCAGUUGCAAAUCAACCCAUCAGUAUUGCCAUUGAAGCUGGUGGCAGGGCUUUCCAGUUCUACUCAUCGGGAGUAUUCACAGGUGAAUGUGGUACAGCGCUGGACCAUGGUGUCGUUGCUGUUGGAUAUGGUAGUGAAAAUGGUAAGGAUUACUGGAUUGUGAGGAACUCAUGGGGCCCAGACUGGGGAGAAGCUGGCUAUCUCAGGAUGGAGCGUAAUUUGCAUGACACUGACACUGGCAAAUGUGGAAUUGCAAUUGAGCCCUCUUACCCUGUCAAGACAGGUCAAAACCCCCCCAAUCCCGGUCCAUCUCCUCCAUCUCCAGUAAAGCCCCCCAGUGUUUGUGAUGAUUAUUACUCUUGCUCAGAGAGCAGCACUUGCUGCUGCGUCUAUGAAUUCAAUGGUGAUUGCUUUGCCUGGGGAUGCUGCCCUCUUGAUGGUGCCACAUGCUGUGACGACCAUUACAGUUGUUGCCCUCAUGAGUAUCCCGUGUGCAAUGUUUAUGCAGGGACUUGUCAAAUGAGCAAGGACAACCCAUUGGGAGUGAAGGCAAUGAAGCGCACUCUUGCUAAACGCACUCUUGCUAAACGGAUGUGGACUCACGGCAUAGAAGGAAAGAAGACCAGUGCUUGAUAAACUUUUAUAGCUUUAAAGCAGUGGAUUAGGAGAGCAAAAGCAAUUGGAGGACGAAAGAAAACCUGUGCUUGAUGAUCUCCUUACCAUAAUCAUAAUCAUACUGCUUACAUGAUUUUCCACCAUUGCAGUACAAUUACAACCAGAUGGAUGGUCUAUUUAUGAUUAUUCAGUGCUGAUUUGUAUAUAGUGCUUUGUAUACCUGUGUUUCAUUUGAACGGCAAACCGAUUAUGAAUCUGCUUUGUGACAUUAUGUAUAUAGGUCUCGUAUCUCAGGCACCACAUUGUGGUGUCUUCCAUGAACUAAUUUAUAAUUCCAAUGCUACUUGUAGCUCAUUUGAUGGUAAAGACAAGUUCUUUUUUAUCAAUUCUCUACAGUUAUCUUCGUUUCUAUUAUUAUAUGAUAUGUGACCAUCAAUUAGAGUUCAUGUUUUGUAUUUUGCAUCUUGUGUUGCUGUAGAUAUUGAAAGGUAUGUCGAAGUUCAUGAUGCCCUUUUUCCGGUCGCUGUUCCUUCAAAUUGUUCCCAUCUGCAUGUACCAGAAAGGUAUGUUGAAAGAAUAUUGAGAUUUCCUUAUUUUGGAAAAUUAGAAGCAACACUACAUUGGAUUGUUCGGAUUGAAUGUUCUUGUGAAAUGUGAAUGUAUGUAUCUAAUGCUUUAUGCAUGAUGUUUGGAGUGGUGUUAUUUACUGGCCUCAUUCGGGGUAGGCCUCAAUCAAAGAAGGAUAGUUAAAACUGAUUUCACUCGUUCUCUUGCCCUUACCAGACGCUUACCUCUGAACUAGGCUACCCUUCAUUUGCCACUACUUCAUUCCCUUUAUUGCAUCUUUUCAUCAAGCUUGUUCCAUGUCAGCCCCUUCAUUGCCUCAUUCUUUUGCCUGUAAUUGUAUUCACUAGCCCUAAUUCCAUCCCACAUUCUCGUGUAACUUGCGCCCUAUUGUGUCUACUUGCAGCACAUGUGGUAGAUUUGGAGUAUAGAGGGGCUGCAGAAUUUUUAACCCGGCUAAGUUAAAGAAUAGAAGUCCUGAAAUGGGAAAUAUGAUUAUGAUUUUGCUUGUAGUAGAGA